This is a messenger RNA of Meriones unguiculatus (Mongolian gerbil), 2873 nucleotides long. It is a transcript of the gene Tlr2, whose product is annotated as toll like receptor 2. The coding region runs from base 333 to 2690 and encodes 785 amino acids. Gene Ontology annotation, cellular component: membrane. NCBI's taxonomy places the organism in Eukaryota, Metazoa, Chordata, Mammalia, Rodentia, Muridae. Gene Ontology annotation, molecular function: protein binding; transmembrane signaling receptor activity; triacyl lipopeptide binding. The transcript is spliced from 3 exons. Gene Ontology annotation, biological process: immune response; toll-like receptor signaling pathway; inflammatory response. The record is from RefSeq and is a predicted model, not a curated record.
GGCUCGGGGCAUGGCCUUUCCGCACCUCCCUGCCCUCGCGGGCCGGACCCGGAGAGCCAGAGGUCGCGGGAGCGGCUGGAGGUCUCCCAGGGGGUGUGUCCGCAAUCACCGUUUCGGACCAGGAAGCUGUGAGCAGUUGCAGCGAGCUAGGAGUGGAAGAGAGGUCGCGCGAGGAGGUGCAGGCGAUUCUCUUCUAACUGGGAUCUUGCUUCUGCGUGUUGGGUCUUCACUUCUCAGCUUUCCUUCAUCCCUGGAGCAUCCGAGCCGAGCCGCGGCUCUGGACAGAAAACAACUGACCGAAACCGCGGGCAUACAGAGUCAAAUCUCAGAAGAUGAUACCUGCUCUUUGGACCUUCUGGACUUUGCUGGCCAUGACAGGCCUCUCCAAGGAAGGCUGUUGUGCUCAGGUUCCUCUGUCGUGUGACACUGCUGGCAAAUGUGAUGGCCGCUCCAGGUCUUUCACCUCUAUUCCUUCAGGACUCACAGCAGCCAUGAAGAGCCUUGACCUCUCUAACAACAAGAUCACCUACAUUGGCCAUGAGGACCUGCGGGCAUGUGUGAGCCUCCGGGCUCUGACACUGGAGUCCAGCGGAAUCAACACCAUUGAGGAUGAUGCCUUUUCCUCCCUGGGCAGUCUUGAACAUUUGGACUUGUCUGAUAACCACUUGUCUAACUUAUCUUCCUCCUGGUUCAGGCCCCUUUCCUCCUUGAAAUACUUAAACUUAAUGGGAAAUCCUUACAGGACUCUGGGGGGAACGUCACUGUUUUCUAGCCUCACAAAAUUACAAACCCUCAGAGUAGGAAGUGCUGAUGCCUUCAGUGGGCUUAGGAGAAUAGAUUUUCUUGGGCUGACUUCUCUCGACGAACUUGAAAUUAAAGCAUCAGGUCUCCGGAAUUAUGAGCCCAAAAGUCUAAAGGCGAUUCAAAACAUCCAUCACCUGACCCUCCACCUGAGGGAAUCUACUUUCCUGUUGGGGAUUUUUGCAGACAUUCUGAGUUCUGUGAGAUGUUUGGAACUGCGGGAGACUAGCAUGACCAGCUUCCUCUUUUCAGAACUGUCUGCUAAUGAAAGCACUUCACUGAUGAAAAAGCUAGCAUUCCGAAAUGCACGCCUCACCGACAAAAGCUUUAAUGAAUUUCUGAAACUGUUGCCUUACAUUUCAGAACUGUCCGAGGUAGAAUUUGAUGACUGCACCCUCGAUGGAAUUGGCAAUUUCGACCCGCCAGAGUCAGACAUCGUGAGAGAGCUGGGUAAAGUGGAAACGCUAACAAUCCGGAGGCUGCACAUCCCGAACUUUUACUUAUUUUAUGAUCUACAUACUGUGUAUUCCCUCCUGCAGAAAGUUAAGCGAAUCACGGUAGAAAACAGUAAGGUUUUUCUGGUUCCUUGUUUGUUUUCUCAGAAUUUAAAAUCAUUAGAAUUCUUGGACCUCAGUGAAAAUUUGAUGGUUGAAGAAUAUUUGAAAAACUCAGCUUGUGAGGGCGCCUGGCCUGCUCUACAAACCUUAAUUUUGAGACAGAACCAUUUGAGAUCAAUAGAAAGAACUGGAGAGAUUUUGCUGACCCUGAAAAACCUGACAGCCCUUGACAUCAGCAGGAACAGCUUUGGUCUUAUGCCUGACACUUGUCAGUGGCCGGAGAAGAUGCGCUUCCUGAACCUGUCCAGUACAGGGAUACAGGCCAUAAAAGCAUGCAUUCCUCCGACACUAGAAGUGUUGGAUGUUAGUAACAACAAUCUCAAUUCAUUUUCUUUGCUCUUGCCUUGGCUCCGAGAGCUCCAUAUUUCCAGAAAUAAGCUGAAGACUCUCCCAGAUGCCUCCUUCCUCCCUGUGUUACUGGUCAUGAAGAUCAGCGAGAACGCAAUAAGCACUUUCUCUGAAGACCAGCUUAGUUCUUUUCCCAACCUGGAGAGUCUGGAAGCAGGGGCCAACCACUUCAUCUGCUCCUGUGAAUUUCUGUCCUUCACGCUGGGCCAGAGGCCAGCCCUGGCCCAGGUCCUGGUCGGCUGGCCAGACAGCUACUUGUGUGACUCCCCGCCCCGCCUGCAUGGCCAGAAAAUCCAGGAUGCCCGGCCCUCAGUCUUGGAGUGCCACCAGGCUGCACUGGUGUCUGGUGUCUGCUGUGCCCUUCUCCUGAUGAUCCUGCUCAUAGGCGGCCUGUGCUACCAUUUCCAUGGGCUGUGGUACCUGCGGAUGAUGUGGGCAUGGCUUCAGGCCAAGAGGAAGCCCAAGAGGGCUCCUUGCAGGGAGGUUUGCUAUGACGCCUUUGUUUCUUACAGCGAGCAGGACUCCCACUGGGUGGAGCACCUCAUGGUCCAGCGGCUGGAGAACGGUGACCCGCCCUUCAAGCUGUGUCUCCACAAGCGAGACUUUGUUCCUGGCAAGUGGAUCAUUGACAACAUCAUUGAUUCCAUUGAAAAGAGCCACAAAACGGUGUUCGUGCUUUCUGAGAACUUUGUGCGGAGCGAUUGGUGCAAAUACGAACUGGACUUCUCCCACUUCAGGCUCUUCGAAGAGAACAAUGACGCCACCAUCCUCGUUUUGCUGGAGCCCAUAGAGAAGAAAGCCAUCCCCCAGCGCUUCUGCAAACUGCGCAAGAUAAUGAAUACCAAGACCUACCUGGAGUGGCCCUUAGAUGCUGCUCAGCAGGAAGUAUUCUGGGCAAAUCUGAGAACUGCAAUAAAGUCGUAGGUCUUCUCUCCAGUUCCUGUCUUGCCUUAACUGUGGUCUUUGUGACAUGAACUGAAACAAACUUUAUUCUGACAUAAUUAUGUAAGUAUCACAGAACUGUACUAUUGAGGAUUUGGGAAGUAUAAUUAAUAGCCGUGAGCUUUAUCUUGAACACUGUUGUAUAAAUAUCUGAUGUCAGGAGAA